Messenger RNA from Oncorhynchus gorbuscha (pink salmon), 1469 nucleotides. It is a transcript of the gene rhno1, whose product is annotated as RAD9-HUS1-RAD1 interacting nuclear orphan 1. Bases 182 to 1126 code for a protein of 314 amino acids. The record is from RefSeq and is a predicted model, not a curated record. Lineage: Eukaryota; Metazoa; Chordata; Actinopteri; Salmoniformes; Salmonidae. Gene Ontology annotation, cellular component: chromosome; nucleus. The transcript is spliced from 3 exons. Gene Ontology annotation, biological process: cellular response to ionizing radiation; DNA damage checkpoint signaling; recombinational repair.
GAACCCAGUGGAUGUGAAAACCAAUCAGUGUUAACCAUUAUGUUAACGGCAAGACUUGGAGGACAGCGAAGCAAAUGCAAAAUGUUUGUCCUUUCUGAUUCUGACAUUAUUUAUUCAAAACAUUGAUAGCUAGCUACUUCUGACAUGCAGUUUACACCCAGCUCCUCAACCAUGAUCUCUGAUGCCCCGUAAAACAAGAAAGAAAUCUUUGCCAUACUCACAGAAGCCGUCGCUGUUGUUUUUUGAGCCACCACUUGAUGACGCCAGAUACCACAAUGUGCCUCAAGUGAGAGGCGCACUCAAUCCCAAGUCAUUUCUAGAUGAGGAGCAGCGACAGAACAGCUGCGCAGCCUGUAGUUCUUGGGUGAGUCCACAGUUUGAUCAGUUACCGCCCCCUGCACCCAGAGGAAGGCGAGGGAGGAAGAAGUGCCUCUCUGCACCAAGCAUUCUUGACAGGAGUUCUAACUUAUCCAGAAAAGGUAGUGUUUGCAAGUUCCAAGCCUUAUCCUUUCAGAGAAGGUCAACAGCCCAACCUCUCCAUCAAAAGCAUGCACGUAGAAAGAAAGCUGUAGAAUCUGCUCUUGGGGCCCAUGAGGAGCAGCAGGGCUUGCAAGUUCAUAAGGUUGGUUCUCUAAGUACAGAGUACUUAAGUAACCAAGAUGAAACGGAGACACCAACACAGAUAACUUCUCUCAGGAAAGGGACAGCUGAGAGGAGACGGUUGUCAGAGAUAACACCGGAAGAUGCAGCAUCAACCUCCAGCAGAUGUGUGGGGGUCCUUAGAACGUCAGCUGGCAAUGUUGCCAGACAUGGCAAGAGCCCAGCGUCAUGCUCUGCUCAGACUCCUGCCUCAGCAACACACCACACCCCUGGCACGGACAAUGUUUUCUCCCCACUUGAUGUAGAGACUCCAGAGUUACACCAUGAUGGAAGUUCCUCCUUUCUUCGCCUCCUGUUGCCACAGCCGAUGACCCCGCCACAUACUGUGACUUCAGAGAUUUUAGCAACAGACACCCCAGAGAGGGACUAUGGAGUCAAGGUUACAUGGAGGAGGAGGAAAGGGCUGAUGAGGUUGCUGAUGGACCGAGGUUAUCUUUCAAGUGCAGAGGCACUAAUUAGCAUCUAAUCAACAUAACUGUUAAUGUUGACAUUUUACUAUCAUGUUCUGCAAUUAACACUGAAUUGUAGUUAACACCACAUGAAUAAAUUAGUCCACUGAUUGAAAGUGAUAUGUUGCAAUAACUAUAAUAUUAUUGAGUCCACUCAAUUGUUUUGCUGCUCGGAAUAACGUUGUCCAUGUGCAGUUGGUAGAUCAGCCCAUUAUGGAUGUGGCUCUGUCUAGGUUCUUGUUUUCUUUGUACCCUGGGUCCACAUUAAAUCUUUUUAAAAAUCGGUUGUUUUUCAAUUUUACAUAAAUGCAUAAUGAAUGUUUGUGUUGUGAGUGUUACAACACUAGCUAGUAACUUUGG